This is a messenger RNA of Erigeron canadensis, 2117 nucleotides long. RefSeq names its product TBCC domain-containing protein 1. Bases 93 to 1775 code for a protein of 560 amino acids. The transcript has 9 exons. The record is from RefSeq and is a predicted model, not a curated record. Lineage: Eukaryota; Viridiplantae; Streptophyta; Magnoliopsida; Asterales; Asteraceae.
CCCCCUUCACACUCAAUUCUUUCAACACACACAUACACACACACAAACAAGUUCACAUUUCCCCCAAAUUUCAUAAUUUCCACUCAAUCACCAUGACAGAAUCACCACCACCACCGGAAUCCCAACCACCGCCGCAGAUAUACAUACACCCCCGCCGUGAGCCAUUCGAACACGGCUUAAUUCCUUUACAAAAACUAAUCUUCACAGACGGUUCUCAAACCCUAAUUCCACUCCGUGACAAAUUCCUUCAAUCAUCAGUUUCAAAUAACCGAAUUAAUUCAGCUAUCAUUUCCGAAACCCUAGGGAUUUCCGACGAACACGCGCGUCUUGUGAUUGAUAUAAUCGCUUCGGUUCUGCAUUCGGAUUCGGAUCCUGUCGUCGUUGCGAAACCGGAUGAGGUUGAUUCGGUUGGCGUGAAUGUAUAUGAUUUGAUUAUAUUUUUGUAUAUACAGUCUUAUAAGAGAUUGCUUCCUAGAGGUCAUAAGGAUUCUGCUGCUGUUGCUGAUGUCUGGCCUUCUACUUCCGCUUUCGACGGCUUUUUAUCCGCGCUUACGCCUUUGCAGCUUGUGCGCAGCAAUAGCCGGAGAUCUAUGCCAUCACAAGCUGAUGAAGAGGCUCAUCAGUUAUCCUAUUUGCAGAAGCAUCUUGGAAACAUAAUCACUCUUUUGGCUGACUCUGUGGAAGGAGAAGAAUCUUUGGUUUUGACGAUGGAGAAGUUUGAGCAUCUUGGGUUUUUGAUCUACUUUGGUGAAAAAGGAUCGGAGAAAACUCCGUUGAGCCAGAAUGCACCAUUUUUCGCUAAUUCAGAUCCAGAUAUGCCAGCCGCUCCAGUUCCUGCAUCUCAGGUUCAUGAUUGGAUCUUACAAAGUAUUUCUGAUGCAUUGGAUCGAAUCUCGGAAAGAGUUGCUGCGAAAGAGAAUGGGCAAGCCAGUCCUUCUGAUCAUGACGUUUUAAUGACUGAUGCUUCUCCUACCUUUAAGGCAUCUACUAGUGCUAAGGGUCCCAGUUUUAUAGAGGGAAUCUCUAAACAAGCAUACGUAAAACAGGCUCCUGAACUUAGCGGAUCGUUUGUAAAGGUUGUUAAUUGCCAUGAAUCUGUCAUUUAUGUGUUAGCUCCUUUGAAAUAUGCCACCAUAUAUGGAUGCUCUGAUGCGACUAUAGUGCUGGGCGCUGUUGGAAAGGCUGUAAGAGUUGAACAUUGUGAGAGGGUUCAUGUAAUUUCAGCAGCAAAACGAAUCUGCAUUGCUAAUUGUCGUGAGUGUAUAUUCUUUUUGGGGGUAAACCAGCAACCCCUUAUUGUUGGUGACAACCAUAAGUUGCAGGUUGCACCAUAUAAUACAUUUUACACGCAAUUGGAGGAACACAUGGCACAAGUUGGAAUCGAGGCUACUCCAAACAGAUGGGGGGAGCCUGUUGCAUUGGGCCUUAUUGAUCCACAUGAUUCUCUCUCUCAUCCAGCUGGUGUAUCCGAUUGUCAAGCCGAGUCAGCUACUUGCAUUGACCCUGAUCAGUUCACAAAUUUCUUAAUUCCUAACUGGCUAGAAGGACAAGCUUCUGGAUCCACAAAAGAUAAUCCAUUUUCAUUGCCCGAAGCCUAUCAGUCAAGUCAGCGGAGAAAUGAAAAUAAUUUGGUGGAGGUUCAACAGAUGUUGAGAGAAGCAGCACUGGAAGAUGGCAGGAGAAAGGAAUUGUCAAAUGCACUUCAUGUCUACUUUAGAGACUGGUUAUAUGCCUCCGGGAACAUUAGACAACUAUAUUGCCUGCAAGGUGAAUAGAAGGGUGAAGUGUAGUUGCAAUCAAGUCAAGCAAAGGAUAUAAAACUUUCAAGAGGGGCAAGUCGCUAAUGCCGUAUAUGUUGCUGCUGCUACAAAGUUAAAAUCAAAUUUACAGCUCAACUUGUAAUAUCUUGUUAACUCCUUGUCCCUCUUGAUGAAUAGAAUAAAAUCUACAUUUUUUAUUUUUUAUUUUGUUUUGUUUAGAGUCCCCGAGCUUUGAUUUAUGUUUCAAAUAUGUAUCUUUGCCUAAUCCAAGGGUAACUGCCGUCUGAGUUUUUAUCACUGUGUAGACCCCUUUGCAGCUUAUGCAUUUUUCUGAAUCCAAUAGGUAUGUUGCACUUU